UGCGCGCUGGGGCGGGUGUCCGGCGCUGUCGGAGGAAGGCUGUGCGAGGGAGGCUUGCGGGCGAGCGGACUCGGCUUCGGGCCGAGAACCUUGAGGAAUUUCGCAGAACCCCGCUACCUAUGGACUCUGAAUGGACUUCGUACAAGGAAGCCCCUGACACGUUAACGGACAAAACAUGAGUCCAUCUGUGUUGUGGCAUUCAAAUCCUAACACUCUGGGAGAGUGAUCUCUUCUGAGAAUGACGCCUCCAUCAUCUACAGUUUGGAUAGGCACCUUCCCUGUGACCUCCCAUGAUAUUUGACCUGGAGGACCCUGGUAGCUCUGUUGAUGGUUUGGUGGUACAGGGAAGCAUGCUGACCCAGACAGAAUUCACCAGGCUAAAGUGAUGAGUCCACAGCCAUCUAGUUUUACUUCACCAGAUGAUGUGUCAAGAAGCACAGGUUUUGGACUCCUCUCUUGCAUCAGACCUCUGUUGCCAUAAUCCUCUGAGUGUCCUCUCAGGACCUGGGUCACCCUCAUGGCACAAUGGCCACCCCUCAGGAGCACCUGAGUUGCUCCUCUUCACCACACUUGCCCUUGACUGAGAACAAAACCUCUAAUGGACGAAAUGAGCUUGCAGCUAUGGGGAACCACCCUCCACCCAGGCUCCCCGAGGACCCCCGGGAGAAGUCUGUGCAGCCAGAGCUGAUGGAGACCACGGGCAGCCCCAUCUCUACAGCAGUGUUGACCAGUGUGAGUGAGGAUUCCAGGGGCCAGUUUGAGAACAGUGUUCUUCAGCUAAGGGAGCAGGAUGAAUCAGAGGUGACGGUGUCUCCAGGGAACAGCAGCACUGUGGAUAGAGAGAGCGCGAACGGGACUGAAGACAUCAAGAUUCAGUUCAGCAGGUCUGGCAGCGGUGGGGGUGGCUUUCUCGAAGGGCUGUUCGGAUGCCUGAGGCCCGUGUGGAACAUCAUCGGGAAGGCGUAUUCCACCGACUACAAACUGCAGCAGCAAGAUACCUGGGAAGUGCCAUUUGAGGAGAUCUCAGAGCUGCAGUGGCUGGGGAGUGGAGCCCAAGGAGCUGUCUUCCUGGGCAAAUUCCGAGCGGAGGAAGUGGCCAUCAAGAAAGUGAGAGAGCAAAAUGAGACGGACAUCAAGCAUCUGAGGAAGCUGAAACACCCUAACAUCAUCGCAUUCAAGGGUGUUUGCACUCAGGCCCCGUGUUACUGCAUCAUCAUGGAGUACUGUGCCCAUGGACAGCUUUAUGAGGUCUUGCGAGCUGGCAGGAAGAUCACACCUCGGUUGCUCGUGGACUGGUCCACGGGAAUUGCUAGUGGGAUGAAUUAUCUCCAUCUCCAUAAAAUCAUACAUCGUGAUCUGAAGUCACCAAAUGUUUUAGUGACUCACACAGAUGCAGUCAAAAUCUCAGACUUUGGUACGUCUAAGGAACUCAGUGAUAAAAGCACCAAGAUGUCCUUCGCUGGUACAGUUGCGUGGAUGGCACCUGAGGUGAUCCGGAAUGAGCCUGUCUCUGAGAAGGUUGACAUAUGGUCUUUUGGAGUGGUGCUUUGGGAGCUGCUGACAGGGGAGAUCCCCUACAAGGAUGUGGACUCUUCAGCCAUCAUUUGGGGUGUUGGGAGCAACAGUUUACACCUCCCGGUUCCCUCCACUUGCCCAGAUGGAUUCAAAAUCCUUAUGAAACAGACAUGGCAGAGUAAGCCUCGCAACCGGCCUUCCUUCCGGCAGACACUCAUGCACCUGGACAUUGCGUCUGCGGAUGUGCUUGCCACCCCACAGGAAACUUACUUCAAGUCUCAGGCCGAAUGGAGAGAAGAAGUGAAAAAACACUUUGAGAAGAUCAAGAGUGAAGGGGCCUGUAUCCACCGGCUAGACGAAGAACUGAUCCGGCGGCGCAGGGAAGAGCUCAGGCAUGCCCUGGAUAUCCGGGAGCACUAUGAGCGGAAGCUUGAGCGGGCCAACAAUCUGUACAUGGAGCUGAGCGCCAUCAUGCUGCAGCUGGAGAUGCGGGAGAAGGAGCUGCUGAAGAGAGAGCAGGCAGUGGAAAAGAAGUACCCUGGGACCUACAAACGACACCCUGUCCGUCCAGUAAUCCACCCCAAUGCCAUGGAGAGACUCAUGAAAAGGAAGGGUGUGCCCCACAAGGCUGGGGUACAGACUAAGCGGCCAGACCUGUUACGAUCUGAAGGGAUCCCCAGUGCAGAGGUGGCUCCCACUGCAUCCCCUCUGUCUGGAAGUCCCAAAAUGUCCACGUCAAGCAGCAAGAGCCGAUACCGAAGCAAACCUCGUCACCGCCGAGGAAAUAGUAGAGGCAGCCACAGUGACUUUGCAGCAGUCUUGAAAAGCCAGCCGACCCAGGAAAACUCACCCCACCCCACUUACCUAUAUCACACUCAGACUCCCUGCCCGUCUCUCCAUGAGCAUAACUCCCUCCAGCAGCAAUACCAGCAACCCCCUUCUGCCCUGCCUCAGAGCCGCCAUCCCCGACUCAAUAUGCAUGGGCAGGACAUUGCAACCUGUGCCAACAACCUGAGGUAUUUUGGCCCAGCGGCAGCCCUGAGGAGUCCACUCAGCAAUCAUGCUCAAAGACAGAUGCCUGGCUCCAGCCCGGACCUCAUCUCCACAGCCAUGGCGGCAGACUGCUGGAGGGGUUCUGAACUUGAGCAAGCUGGACCCUGGGGCUGCUGCCAGACCGAAGGCUAUGAUCCCUGUCUCCAGUGCAGGCCAGAGCAUUCUGGAUCUUUAGAUGUUCCCACCACUGAGCCAGUGGGAAGCAGCCCAGACUGUUCCAGUACACCAGCACACAAUCCUCUUUCAGGAAAUGCCCAAGGCUCCAAGAGAAUGGAGGCAAAUGGAUUCAGUGGCUGUCAAUCUGGUAUUUCUCAUCAAUUCACACCCCCAAUGCUACCUCAAAAGACACGGCCCCUUCAGAAGAGUGGAGAUGACUCCUCAGAAGAGGAAGGGGAAGUAGACAGUGAAGUGGAAUUCCCUCGAAGACAGAGGCCCCACCGCUGUAUCAGCAGCUGCCAGUCCUACUCAACCUUUAGCUCCGAGAACUUCUCUGUGUCUGAUGGAGAGGAAGGGAACACCAGUGACCACUCAAACAGCCCCGAUGAGUCGGCUGACAGACGGGAAGACCGCCUGGCAGAGAAACUGGACGACCUGCUGUCCCAGACGCCCGAGGCCCCCAUCGAGAUCUCCUCCCACUCAGAUGGGCUGUCUGACAAGGAGUGCGCUGUGCGGCGCGUGAAGACACAGAUGUCCCUGGGCAGGCUGUGCGCCGAGGAGCGCGGCUACGAGAACCCUGUGCAGUUUGGUGACUCGGACUGUGACUCUUCAGAGGGGGAAUGUUCUGAUGCCACCGUUAGGACCAGCAAGAACUACAGCUCUGCCACGUGGUGACAGGGGCUCUCCAUCAUCGAGACGCUGGCAUCUCAAAUCCUCUCCAGCCCUCGACUCCUCCCUCCUCCUGCAUUUGUCUGGGAGGAGUGGCCCAGUCCCAGAAACAAGCUACACUGACAGGAACAUGAGAUUUGUCAAAUCUCUGGGGAAAUACUCAAAUGAAAUUCCCUCUCACUGAGCAUUUCAAUCAAGAAUGGCAGGGAUCUAUUGUAUCGAAAACUCCAGCUACUGUAACAUUGAUAUUUAUUUUUGUUGGACAUUUUAACACUUUGUAUUGUAAAGAGUGAACUAUAUAUGAUACACAGACACAAUAAUUUCUUUACAAAAAAAAAAAAAAAGGAAAGGAAAGAGUCUUUAGGAGCAACAUUUGGAAUUUGCGGGGCUAGGAGGUGUCACUGUCGCUUGAACACAGGACCAGGUCUUUUGUCCAUGCUUGAAGAGUUGUAAUGAGACACAGUGAGCAUUUAAAACACAGGCCAAAGGAAAUGCAGCCACAUUAAGUCUCCGCAGGGAUGGAAAUGCCUGGAAGUUGAGUGAUAGGCACCAAAGCCUUGGAGGGCAUGUGCUUCCUCAGCAAACAGAACCGUAACUGCACAUCUGGAAUUGCAUUCCUUAAACAUUGAGCAGGAUCUGGCAGUACAGGUUACGGUGUCAUCAAGUCUUGCCCUUAGCAAACACUUCCCUUUAAAUGCUGCUGCUGUCAGGGCCGUGACCAGCACGGUCUUUCAGACCCGUGUGCCAUUCUUCUCUCCUCCUUCCCACCUGCUGACCACUCCUUUCAGGAAGUGGAAAAAGGGGUAGGAAAAAAAGAGCAUCUGUGACUUAAGAGAACAUGCCUGUAAAACUUCCUUUUCAGGAUGGAGGUUCAGCUGUACAUGCAAGAUGGCACAAGCCCUCUCCGGACCCCAGUUGUCUGUCUACUGGAAUCAUAUUGAUUCACACAGAAGGCAGCUAGGAUGUGUGUGUCCAGUGUCCAGUCCCAAACCAUCUUCAUUUUUGUUGGUAAUCUCAUUCUAGCUUAGAAGCUUUAGUGGCUGGCUGUCACUGUAGCAGAGCAGGCGGAAGAAGCAGUGUGCAGAAGGUGACCGUCUCACCACAUUUUCAUUCUGAAUCACUACAGUUUUGUUUAGUGGGGUUAGGAAAAUUCUAGAAGGAAUAGCUGAUGCUAAGCAGGUAAUUAGGAUUCCUUUAGUUUCUCAAAAGCAUGUGACUUUUCCUGUGUCCAGAGUCCUGGGCUGUAAAAAGUACCCCGAGGUGCUUUGUGGAGUCUUAGCUUGAAGCUGGAAAGGUCUCCCAGCCCCCUGAGGACUGGAGUACAGGUGGGCACCCCCAUGCCUGGCUCAAAGAUGCCUCAUCUAGAAUUUGUAAGUGUACACAUUAGCAUGACUCCUAUGUCUCCAAUGCAGGCUUCUGCCAAGUCCAAACUGGCUGGAUUCUGGCACUGCAUCCUGUAAGGAUGUUAGGUAUUAAGACAUUCCAACCCCAACGGAAAUGGUGCCCCUGGGCUGGGUGUCAUUGACUGCAUCGGCCAAAAAUGAAAAGCAGGAGGGGAUUUAGAGCCGGUCUUCUGUUUGACCCUCCUUUGUUUACACUUUAUGUUGAGACAUUGAUUUUAAAAUUUAGUGUCUAUAAUUUUUAGCUCAUAGGAAGAAUGAAGGAACAUGUUUAACUUAGAAAGCAGUAUUGUUUUGUUAAAUUAUUCCAUUUUGUAUGAACUGUAGCAGGACUACACAGAAGAGCUUAAGUUAUGGCAUUAUUAUUGUUUUAUUUUAUGUUGUCAUGAUUUUCUGUUGACCAGAAGGUAUGGCUUGUGAUGUAGCACAAUGACUGUUUCUUGCUAACCAUGAAUUAUUAUGGACUCCUGUGGGCCUAGUGAAAUUCUGGGGCUGGAACCGUCCUCUGGAAUGCCUGGCAUUCCUCAGUGUAUCCCCUUGUUUCCUGAAUACAGCAUCAGUGAUCUGAGGAGGUGUGCUCUGCCCUGACACCCAAUGGGUACACUGUGAUUUUUUUUUUUUUUUUUUUGAUUGUAAAAACUCCUGAAUGGGCAGAUGACCAAGUUGGUGACCAAGUAGUUCAAAAGUCCCCAAAGUCACAAACUUUCUCAAAUGUCUUAAAAAUAAAAUCAUGGCACUGUAGUAGAAGCAAAAAGAUUUAAUGCUCAAACAGCAAGACAAAACGUUUCUGCAGGGGCUCAGGAGUUUUAAGAGCGCACACAAAGCUGGUCCUCCUUCCCGCUGAGUCCCACAGAUUGGGAAGAGUGGAAAGACUAGAAACGAAGAGAAGUGUGUAAUGCCUCUGUGAUGUCCUUCUAUAACAGACGAGUUCUGGGAGGUGGGGCGUUAGGGGUCACAGGGCUGGGAAUGGCAUCAGAGGCAGUAUUCCCUCAUCCUCCAGCCUCUGGUCCCUUAUUCCUUGGAAUUGAGACUUUUUCUGUCCAACACAAAGCAGAGCCAGCUCUUCGUCCUGCUCCGUACCCACCUUUGGUGGCAACAGAGAAACAUGAAGGCCAACUUCUCUCUGGUACCUUUCCAUGUUGGUCCUCCCAGAAAACCCACCCUACAUGCCAGUCUUCAUCAGCAUUCUGAAUUCCCAUCCUCCCUCCCUGUCACACUAAGGCCACCUUUAUCUGGAUUAACCAUUAUAGGCAGUCUAGGCAUGUGGCGGUGACUCCAGUCAUUCACGGUAUCAUCAAGAGAGGAGUAAAACCCAGACUAUUCGAGUGACAUUAUGGCUCUAAGCAAGGUUAAAAGAGAAAAAUAGUCUCUAGCCCGCCCUUCCUCCACAGCCUGCCUUGUAGGAACCAGGAAACUCAGACUGACUGUGUUUCCUUGAAAACAUUAUAGUCAUCAGAAGAACGCUGAGUGGAGAGUUCAGGGAACAUGAGAGCCAAUUCUUCUGUGCUGUUAGCUGCCACCAUGCUUCGGUGCUCUGAGAAGCCUGGCCAGACCGAUUUCAAGUUCCGUCACUGAUUGAAGGAUGAAUAUAUAUGUUCUUUAGCCAUCUGUUUUUGACUACCAAGAUGAAUUUUGUUUUUGUAUUGCAGCAAGCACUGGAUUCUUUCUUUUCCUAAAUCAUGUCCCUGAAUAAAAACCCCUCUUACAAUUGCUUAGCACAGGAAUGGAGACACCUGUAUCCACUUUGACACAUACCUCACCUUAGCUAGCUGCAGGACUGUGGGAGAUCCUGCCAGGACAAUGAAGUGAUGUUGUAAGGUGUCUUGGGUAGCCUGAUUGAAGACUGAGUAUUUUAGACCUUUAGUUCCACCAAAUGAAUCCUGGAAUUAAAGUCAUUUUGAGUCAGUACUGUCUAGUGCUUACUCGGGGGCCUUUGUGCUAAGCCGUUCUCCUAACCUGCUCUAGGGCAUGGAGGGGUGGCUUUGAAGUUCCUGUUACUAACUCAGGGUUGUCAGUGUCCCCAUGAGGCAGCACUGACGUCUUCUCAGUGGGAAUGUGUUCCUAUUGAUUCAGUGGUUUACUGCUUUUUCUCUUGUUCUUAUGUCUCAUGGUUUUAAUGAUAAUUUGUUUUAUUCUUUGGGAAUUUCAUACAUGCAUACAAUGAAACACGGUCAUAUUCACUGCAUUCCCCUUCCAUACCCUACUCAAAGCCUCCUCCUCCUGACCUCGUGCUUUUGUAUGGGAUGGUGUGUUUUAGGUGGUUGUUUUGGUAACUCACAAGUCUAGCAGUGCCACCCAUGUGUGCGUGUGUAUGGAAACAUCCCCUGGAGGAUCAUGGGAGUGACCCCUCCUGUCCACCCACCCCCCAACAGCUGUCAACUACCAGGCGCUCCUCAGUGGUGUAGGGCCUGGAGAUCACCUUCCCACAUCAAACUCUCUAUUUUUAAAAAAUGUCUAGCUGGGUUGGUAGCAUAUACCUUUAAUCCUAGUUCUGGGAGAGACAGAGAAGACAGAGCUCUGACUUGACCCUGUCUCCGCUGCCCUGUUCCACGCAUACCUUGUUUAUUUCUCCAGAAACUGAAACACUACCAUGUGCCACCAUGGAUCACCUCUGCACUAAACACCAUGGGCAUGAUCAUUUACUGAACACCUUAUGGCUCCCUGCAGAGCCGUGCUUACAGCCUCAGAGCCACUUACAGCAGCAUCUGGAGCAUCAUUCAUGACUUGUUGGAAUUUGUGUGCAGUGUUUAUUAUCCCAGCUCUGAGCUCACAAUUGUUCCCUAAAGAUGAUUCUAGACCUUGAGUUCCCUGGUGGGCAAGUGUAGGACCAUGCCAGUGGUCGUCUCAUGGGUCCCCAAGGCUGACGGGGGCAUGCCCUGACAGGCAGAGGGCCACUUGAAGUCCAGGUGACUAAGCACCAGUGCAUCUCUACGCAGCCACACUGCACUGUACCAGAUGAACACACUCUUCCCAGUCUAUGAGCUGAAGGUCGGGUGUACAGUCUGUUAUGUAUUUCCUCCCAAAAUGCUGUGAGAAUGAUGUGAGAUUUUUUUUGUCAAGACUUCUCUUCAGCUGUCAGUAUGGAUUCAGUGCCUUUCCAGGCAGCAAGGUUUUUCUUUGCUGAUGCCAUAGAACAAAUGUCCCAAUGUGCUCACCACCCCCUUUAGACUAGCUCACUAGAUGUGUCUGUUUGCUUAUCUGUAUGGUUUAACCGGCAUUGCAAAUGCCUGUCCAAACAAGAAUGAACUGAACUAGGCUGCUGAGUGGAGGACCCAGUGGAACCCAGAACACUUCUCAGGGACAGGAGGCUAAAGAGGAUAGCUCUCAGAAACAGAGAAAGAGCUUGGUUAGGCUUUGGUAAAUGCCACACGCACGGCAAAGGUGUGACAGCAAGAUUUCAGGUGCCACAUCCUCAGCAGAUGGCAAGGCCAUUGUCAGGAGGCUUCCAGCACAAUCACAGCCCUGCUUCCCAGGGCCUCUGCACAGCACUGGAGGUCACUGGUGUCUGGCCAAAGACCACGGUCCUCCCAUGGCUACAAGCUAGAGGGCCCAGCCACAUGUGCAAGCUAUCAGGAAAAGGUAUCUUGACCACACUACCCCAAUGGCUCUCCACCUCUAGAGUUCCACUUCCCAGAGGAUGGGGAAACCUUUUGAGUCUUUUUUUAAAUGUUUGUAUGUCUGCUCCCAUCCCUCCCUCUCUUUCUAUGAUUAUUUAUUACAGUCAUUUGAGUUCCAUUGAUUUAGGGCAAAUGAAUUUCUAGAACCUAUGUCUCAAAAUGAACCCCCUUGUCUCCUUGAAGCUCCCAGGUCCCUGGCUCUGUGUCAUUUUCAGAAACUGGCUCUGCUUUGUACUGAACAGCAAUGGGAACAGGAAUGAUGACGAGAACAAACCAAUGCAUGAAAUUAAACAAACUAUACCUGUG
Molecule: messenger RNA, 8716 nt
Organism: Onychomys torridus (southern grasshopper mouse)
Lineage: Eukaryota; Metazoa; Chordata; Mammalia; Rodentia; Cricetidae
Gene: Map3k13
Product: mitogen-activated protein kinase kinase kinase 13
Exons: 16
Coding region: 526-3399 (957 amino acids)
Biological process (GO): JNK cascade; protein autophosphorylation
Molecular function (GO): ATP binding; protein homodimerization activity; JUN kinase kinase kinase activity
Source: RefSeq, a predicted model, not a curated record